Larimichthys crocea (large yellow croaker) is the source of this 3772-nucleotide messenger RNA. It is a transcript of the gene borcs6, whose product is annotated as BLOC-1 related complex subunit 6. The transcript is spliced from 7 exons. Bases 123 to 1505 code for a protein of 460 amino acids. The record is from RefSeq and is a predicted model, not a curated record. Gene Ontology annotation, cellular component: BORC complex. Gene Ontology annotation, biological process: lysosome localization. NCBI's taxonomy places the organism in Eukaryota, Metazoa, Chordata, Actinopteri, Sciaenidae.
UGUUGUUUUUAUUUUUUUGAAAGGCGGAACUAUUCUGAUGAGCUUCGCGGGGAAGGAUUUUCACAUCGGACCCGGUUGCUGCUUACAUUUUUGUGAAUAGGAGCUACACUGCAGGUGGAGGGAUGAGUCUCUCCCCUGUGAUUGGCACAGAGGUGCCAGAAACCGCGAACGGGCUUGUGACACCCAUCCCUUCAGAAAACGGCCCUCAUGCUCCGGUCUCUGUGAAGUGUGGGAGUAGCAGAGUGCACUGUCCUGGGGAGGCAUCCGAGGAGGACAGCGCCCUCGGACACACAGAGAACCACGUGGAUGUGGAAAACAGUGUUUACGAUGGUGAAGGCCGCUUGGAGACAGAGAUGUACAGUAACGAGAGAACGUCUAGUUUAUCAUCACACACCUCUCAUGUGACAGACCCCUCCCUCCCUGCUGCCACAUGCACAGGAGACUCAGAAUCAGCCUCCAAAGACACAGACAUUCCUGAGGCCUCUAAAGCUGCUGAGUCUCCUGGCGCAGCUCUGCCGUGGGACUCGGCACACUCUAAAGACUCAUCUCAGCGAGGAGGCCCUGCCACCAUGUACAGACAGCAGACAGAGGCGGAGACUCUAGAUGGAGGUGCUGACAGCCAAGAGGAGGAGGAGGAGGAGGAGGAAGACGGAGGGAAGGAGAAACAGGAUGAGGAGGAUGAUGAGAAGAACGAAAAAAAGUGGAUUCAUCAGCGCACAGGGGGGAGAACGGAUGCGGAGCCGGCACGACACUACUCAUCCUCAGCCCCUGGUCCCAGCACCUCGUCAGCUUCCUCCCCUCCACCCCCUCUCCUGCCCUCAGAUGACAUCCCCUGCCCUCCGCACGUCAUGGCGCAGGUGUGGGUACGCAAUGUUCGGGGCAUGCAGGACAGCAAGAGCCUGGAUGAGAUCAGCCAAGCGUGUGGAGAUGUGGGUGUAUUUUCCACAGGUGGUUUGGGAGCCCGGGGAGGGGGCAGAGGUGGCCAGUCAGAGGGCAGACGGGCCACAAUCUCCUCGGCUCUGGAGCUCGAAGGGACGGUCAGCCAUGAAGGAGACCUAACUAACUUCAUCACCAAGAACCUGGAGCAGAAAAUCAAGAUGAGUUCCAAGCCCAGUCUGGACUGCAGCGACUCGGACUGUUCAGGUCCCAUCUACCGAAGCCGGGGAUUGUCACGGAGACCAGCGGAUAUCCCCCCCAUCGAUCCAGCUGUCCUACUGGAUCUUCAGAGACACACCCAGGAAGUGGCGCACAGUGUGGAGAUGAUGAUGAGGAGCCUCAAUGGAACCAUCCAGAACAUGACAGCUCUGAGUGUCGGAUACAUCCAGACCUACAGGGACUCCGUUGACAGUCUGGGAGAGUCUGUGGACAUGAGUAUAAAGGGCAUGUACACUCUGAUGGCUCGCUGCGAGGAGUUGGAUCGUUCCAUGCAGCCCAUACACACCCUCGCUGCACAGAUCCGUGACAUCAAACGCACCCUGGACGCUCUGGAGGCUAUCUGCAAAUAACCCCCACCUGACCGGUACGAAUAUACGCCUGAGCUGCAAAGACCCGACAUCAAGCACAUGACUGAACGAGGCUGUCUGCGAGUAAACCCACCUUUCUGCAGGUAGCACAACACACACUGCAGCAAAUAUUAAGUGCUCCUCUGGAUUCCUGGAACCAUUGUUACUAGGCAUGCUGGAUGAUUGGCGCUCAUAGUCCCUCCGCUUGUUCAUUUGAAGAUGUUCGUGUUUGUGAGAUCGAAUCGGGCUUGAUUUGCUCUCGGAGCUGAGCUUUCUCUUCCUUUUGUUUCUUUUUUUAAAGCAACCUCACUUCCUCUAAUGAACUUGAAACUAAAUCUCACAAACUAACCUGUUUCGGAGACACUUCAGUGCCCUAGCACACACACAAACAGAUCCUUGAAGAUGUUUGGGUAGAUGCCCUCUCUCCACGAUCCAGUCUAAGGAGGAAUAGUGUGUUAUUAUCCGUCCAGCCCGCUUGGUUCAGAUUGCACUAACCUUUCCUUCCCACACGGGAGCGAUGUUUCUCUCUCUGUCUCUCUCCUCGCUCGUGGAGAGGUCAGUAUGAACUGCUCAGAAGACAGUGACUUUUGCACAGGAACAGAAAGUCUAUUUUUUAAUCUUAUGCAACAAAGAUCAGAUUCUUUCACUGCAGGCUAAAUGAGGGGAGGGGAUGCGUCAUGUCUGUGUGUAUUUUUUUCUGUUAAUUUAUUCAGCAUGCUUGCUUUUUUCAAACUACACUGUUACUCUGUGUCACUGGGAACUGACCAGUCCAGCCAGAUGUUUUUUUUUCCACUGAACUGCCCUACCGGCGCAUCUGGAGUUCAAGCUUGAGGGUUGCAGAUAAUGAAAGUGUUUUAAAUCACACGUCUUGCUUCUUUUAUUUAAAGCUAACCCUAGCCAUGUGUCAUGAGGUCUAAAAUCUCACUUUCCUCGUCUGUGUCAAUGCAGUCCAAAGAUGUUCUGAAGAACUUAACUGGAAAAAUGUUAUUUAAUGUCAUCAAAAGUGAAAAACAGUUCAUGCAAGGUGGAUGAAAAUGAAUCCAUGAAGCUAUUGAAAAAAAACAUGUAAGUAGCUGAUAAACAGUCAAUAAUUGUAUCGUGUUGUUUCAAUUUGGUUCAGCCAAGAAAGUUUGUACUAGAAGUUCAAUUUUAAAUGCAUUCAAUUCUUUAGAACAAGUUCCUGUUUGAAUCUUGAGCGGAAAAUGAAUCCUGUAAAUUAAUUUCGGAUCAGUUAAGUUGCUCUGCAGCAAAGUGAAAAGAUCAGACACUUUGUCUCAACAAAGGAGAAUUAAAUCUGGGAAACGUCGCUGGAUGGAGUCUGGACACGGCUUUUGGAUGUGAACUAACGUGGACUAUCACUUUUAAUUGCUUACAAAGUGAGUAUUUGUUUAUUUAUUCAUUGAUAAAAGCCACAGAGCGUCUGCAGCGUCGCUUGGCUCUUUACCAACCUAAAGCCAUUUGCUCUCAUGGAGCAUUAUACAGGAUUUAAUGAAGAGACUGGUACUUCUGUCAUUGCACUGGUGGGGUAGCCUUGUAGUAGAUCAGCGUACAUGUACUAGAUUUUCAUACUAUUACUCGUACGUGUACCUAUUACUGAUGGCAGGCAAUAUGUAAUUUGGCUUGAGUAGUGUUGGUGUUGUGAUGGCUUUCUUAAACUAAACUACUGGAGUGGAUUUCAUCUAUAAAACGUUAUCAGAGCAAUACUGUAAGCAAAGUAAGUGCACGUUUUAAUCUCAGCUCUGCAUUGUCUGACCUGUGUCUACACGCUGCUCUGCUCCUGUUAAUGUGUUUUCACCACUAUGGGAGAAGAUCCAUUAUCGGCUUCACAAAAAUCUGCAUUCAGUGUCAAGUCUUGCUCUUUGUCUCAUUGCUACUCUCCUCGACCUCGUUAGCAAAAAGUUUUGGGGGAAAAGUUCAACGAUGAUUAGAGAGCAUCACUAAAAAUUUAUGUUAGAGAUUAAUAUGAUCCUGGUUCCCCUUGACGAUACUGAAAUGAACUCAAAUGUGUCCAUGGAAAGAUGUAAAUGUUCUUUUGCAGAUGAAGGUAAAAAUGAGUGGACAGGAAGGAUCAUGGGAGAUAUAAAAGGAAAUGUAAUUUUCCUGUUCAUGAUAUAAAUAAAUGUAUGAUUAAUUCAUUUUCUGUUGUACAAUCAGAUGCACCUGUGUACAUAUUAUCUCUUUCUGUAACUAAAAAAAUGAUUUAGAUACCCUUUGUCUUGAGUGUAUAUUUUAAUGAAAAAUAACAAAUAAAUUUACAUCAGCUGCAAAAA